AAGCGAGACACGGACGCGCCAGAAACAAGCACAAGCGGGUGUCACGACAGCUUGCAAGAGUGAAUAGGCGCCGCCUGCAAAAGAAAAAGCGUGUCUCUGUCAAUGUUACCUAUUUAAAUCGCUUCCUUUCUACACCUGUAUUUUAUUUCUCCAACUCCGUCCUCGCAAUGGACAGCGAAGCCACGUCGGUUGUCGAUGGCGAUGGUGCCGCGCCACGUCGCUCCGGACGCGUCGUGAAGCCAACCACCAAGUACCAGGCCAGCAAACGCAAGCGCGGUGAUGGCCAAGGCGACGACGAUGAUGACGAUCUGGAUUCUGACGAGGAGAGCGAAGAAGAGGACGAUGACGACGAAGAAGAGCACCCCGCGCCGCGAAGCAGAGCCAAGGGAAACCGCAAGAAGCCUUCCAUCAAGAAGCCCAAGAUUAACGGAUCGGGCCAUGUGGCGCGUAUCCCCAGUAGGCCGAAGAAGACGGUUCGCAUUGAGGCCGGCAACAAGGGCACUGGUUUGUUUGCCGACAUAUUCGGAUCUGGCGAUUCCUCACAGACUGUCGCGCAGCAGUGGCUGGACAAGUACAGAGCAGAUGACGCUGCUGCAAUGGCGGAUUUGGUCAAUUGCAUCCUGCAGUGCGCGGGAUGCGACUUGGCGGUUACCGUCGACGACAUUCGCGACCCUGAAAACAUUCCCAACAGACUGAUAGAUCUUCAAAACGAAUACCAAGAGCAAAGCAUCACCGAUUACCCGCUGGUAUCCCGCGCCAAAGGAACCAGAUCGUUCCGCGAUAUGCUUGUUUCAUUCUUCGAAUUGCUCGUCGCGCUCAUCCAUGAGACAGACGUCAUGUACGAAGAUGUCAAUCUGAUGGAAAAUUUGCAUGCUUGGCUAGCCAGUAUGUCCUCUUCGGCGCUUCGACCUUUCCGACACACCGCCACCACCAUCUCUCUAGCCACACAGUCCGGCCUUAUUGACGUAGCCGGCAUCCUCGACCGAAGAAUAGCAAACAUUGAACAGCAAGCGGCUGCUGCUAAGCGCGGAAAGACUAACAAGACCAAGUCUGCGGAAAUUCAGCGCAACUUGACCGAGGCCAACAGCCAUCGCCAAAUUUGCAACCACUCGAUCCAGUCCUUUUUCGACACCGUGUUUGUGCACAGAUACCGCGAUGUCGACGCCAAAAUCAGAACCGAAUGUGUCGAGGCGCUUGGAUCCUGGAUCUGGAACCUGCCUACAGUGUUCAUGGAGCCCAGCUACCUACGCUAUCUGGGAUGGAUGCUGUCUGAUACCAAUGCUCCUACGCGUCACGAAGUACUCAAGCAGCUGGGCAAGGUUUUCAGACGAGAUGCAGAGAAGCUUGGCCAUUUCAUCGACAGAUUCCGUCCUCGCCUCAUAGAGAUGGCAACCAUUGACUCGGAAAUCUCUGUUAGAGUGGCGGCCAUCUCCGUUAUUGAUGCCUUGCGCGAAGCUGCGUUACUCGACCCUAGCGAAAUUGAUGCCAUUGGCAAGCUCGUUUUCGACAAUGAAAUUAGAAUCCGCAAGGCUGUCGUCAACUUCUUCGUCGCCUGUCUUGAGGAUGUCAAGGAAGGCAAGCUGGAGGCCAUGGGCGGUUCGGAUGUUUUGGAGGAGAUUGACGCCGGCGAGGACGACGAGUUCGACUCUCCUCGCCGUGAGUGGCUCGACAUUAAGUGUCUUACCGAGACGCUGGCGAUUUACAACUCACAAGUCGAUGAAACUCAGUCUGGUGCUGGAGCUGCUGGUCAAACCAUCGCCCUAGAUAUGUUGGAGGCUGCUGUCCCAGACACACGUGUCGCCCUUGCCGCACAAGUCCUGUACGACAAGAUUACUGAGAUUAGCAACUGGGAGGUUUUGGCUGGAUAUCUCCUGUUUGAUCACACCACAAGCACCAAAGCCAGAGCCACUAAGGGUCGCUCGAAAAAUGCGUCGCCAGAAGCCGUCUUCAAGCAAACGGUAGCCCCGACAAGCGAAGAAGAAACCAUUCUGCUCGAGGUUCUCGGCGCCGGCGUCAAGAUGAGCAUCUCACACAUUGGAGACCCCGACAAAGCCAGAAGCCGUGGUCGCGCAGACUUGGUUGAGUCUCAGGAGGACGUCGCCGUUGAGCUUGCGUCCAUCAUCCCCAAGUUGUUGAACAAAUUCGGAGCCGAGGCCGAGACUGCAGCCAUUGUCCUCCGCCUCGAACACUAUCUCAACCUCGAUGUCUUCCAGCAGCUGCGACAGGAUGCCACCAAGUACGAGCGCCUUCUCAACGAGAUUAGCACACAAUUCAUGCGACACGAUGACAAACAAGUACUUGCAGAGGCCACAGCCGCGCUGCUUCACGCCAGACAAUACGAUGAGCUUGAGGAGCUGACGGACAGCAAAAUCUCCGUGCUAUGGGAGAAUGUUGUCGCAUCUCUCAAGAGCAUUGAAAAGACUUGCGAGCCUAGCGUCCGCGGUAACCUCUCUGAAGACCAAUUGCAGCAGCUCAUCACGCUGCUGCUCAAGAUUAGCAAGCUGGCUAGUAUCUCAGAUUGCAUCGAGGUCCUCGAGGGAACCGGCAAGUCCAAGAAAAACGAAUCAACACCCAUCCAGAUCCUAGUCAACCUCGUCCACCGCGGUAAGUAUGUGCCGCAGGAUGGCGAGAUUGACGACUUGGAAGACGAGCUGGUGGCUCUGGCCAUCAAGUCGUGCCAGUUCUACUUUAUGUGGAAGAUCCUAGCGCUUGCCAAGCGCCUCUCUGCCGGUGCUGCUGUCUCGGACGGCGAAAUCGACAGCCUCUCCAUCCUCCGCCAGACAUACCGCCGCUACAUCAUCGAAACAUUCUCAUCACGGGCUGUCAUUGACUCCCUCCGCCUCUUUGCCACAGGUUCGCUCUGCGAUCUGCAUCUUUCCUUUGCUACUCUCCGUCCCAAGAUCAACGCCCUGAGCGCCUCAUCAGCGCGCGCCGAGAAGUUCAAGGUGCUUGUCCAGGAAAUCGAGCCUGGCUUGAUUCCCGAGCUGACAUCCAUCUUUGACGGCGCCGAGAAGCAGUUUGCCAAGAAGGCCAAGAAGGACAGAAUCCUCAACGAGCCCGCUGAGGACGAAGACCCUAUUGACGACGAUGAGGAUGACGAGGACGAGGACGACGAGGACGAAGAUUUGCCCAAGGAGGAGCGCUUUGCCGCCGAGCUCCAGGCCGAAAAGGCCCUCUGCGAACUCACGGCCAAAUAUGUCCUCGCCAUUGCUGGCCAACUCAUUGACAACCGCGGCUCGCACGCCGACAAGCUGCGCCGUCGUCUCCUGCGCAACCAGACCAAGCUGGGCAACAACUUCAAAGAAGUUGUGGCCUAUCUCGAUGAGAGUAAGCUCGCACGCAAAGAGAAGAAGGCAGCGCCGAAGCCCGCCGUGCAGCUCAGCAAGGCCACUGUCGACGACGAGGACAUGUUUGACGAGGUGCACAUUGAAGAGGGCUCCAGAGAAGACCUCAUCAGACGGGAGCUUCUUGAGGAGGACCCCAUCGACGACGCUGAGGACGACUAAGUUUCUUUGUUUUUGGGUUUGGGUUUUUGGGCUGGGCAGACUUUCGUUGAAAAUAUUGGGCAUUGAGAACCUUGGGUUCCGGGACGACCUGCGUUUUGUUUCUCAUCUUUUUUGUAUUGCUUUGGACGGCCUUGUUUACAUGUACGGAGUCAAAUGUACACCAGGGUCUUUUUUGCACAAAAUAGCAGCGGCGUCUACGUAGUCGUUUUGAUGGAUGGACUUGAAGGGUUUCGCGCUUUUGUUUCUUAUUGUUCUAAUGAUUCUCAUGGGCGUGUUUAUAUCUUGACGAAAUUGAAAGUAUUUCAUAUUUACAUGCUGACUCUCUAUGACACGGGGUGAAUUAACUAUAUACAGAAGAGAUGUUGCUCAUUGUAGAUCGAAGCCAAGGUGGAUGGGAUAUUAAGUACAGGGAUAAGUGUGUAGUCUAGUCGCAGAUGCGAGUGCCAAAGAGCGCAAACAUGCGUUGCCAGCGCUUAUUCUCGCCAGCAUCUGCUUUAGUUUCGUCAUCUUCGGUCACACGCACGCCGUAUUGGCAGAUGCAACAGGGGAACGGCUUGUUCUUUACAGCCAAGAGAGCCUGUGAGGGUGCCGGUUUGACUGGCGAGCUGUCGGGCGGCGCGUUGUUGCGUGCAGCUGCGGCUAAGGCUUGUUCUUCUGCCUCUUCCUGCUCGGUGACGAGUUCUUCAAGGUCGCCCCAGAGGGUAAAAAGCUUUUCGCGCAUUGAUUGGACCUUGUUCUCGUUGACGUGGAGGUUGGAUGCGUCAAGGUUGAGCAGGCAUUGGCCAGAAGGGUUGUCGACAGCAGCCCAGAUAGCUCGCUUGUCUUGGCCGUCAGGCACGUCGGCGUCUUCGAGUUUGAGAUAGAAGCACCAUUCCCAGUUCUUGGUAGCGCUGAACGAGGAGGGUACGUCAGAGUCGUAGUCGGAGGAUGGAGCAGAAUCCUCGUCGAGGAGGUGAGAUUCUGGACGCUGUGCACUGGCCUUUUUCGGGCGUGCGAAUUUGGCGAGAGUGUGUGGGUAGAAGUCGACGACGCGCACAUAGGUGCGGUAGUUGCGGUUGGCGAAGGGAAGAGGGAUGGACAUGGUGGUGUCGCCAUCAAUGACUGGAUGGUACUCGGGGACAAACAUGUCUGCGAUUAUGCUGCUGUGGGCUGCCAG
Messenger RNA from [Torrubiella] hemipterigena, 4662 nucleotides. NCBI's taxonomy places the organism in Eukaryota, Fungi, Ascomycota, Sordariomycetes, Hypocreales, Clavicipitaceae. The record is from the annotation of a GenBank genome assembly.